Molecule: messenger RNA, 568 nt
Organism: Ilex paraguariensis (yerba mate)
Lineage: Eukaryota; Viridiplantae; Streptophyta; Magnoliopsida; Aquifoliales; Aquifoliaceae
Source: the annotation of a GenBank genome assembly
UUUCCACUAUUCAGAGAUGGUGGUGCAGGUAAAACCUAGAGAAACUAAGAGGGAGUAGGAUGAUCUUGCAGAAUCAAAAUGUAUACUGGAAUUAUUUUGAGUCUUGUAAUUUUGUUCUGGAAAAAGAGGGGAUCAAAUAUGUUACCAAACCAUCAUCUUGAUUAGUUAUGUAUGGUUGAUUCAACUUCACAAAUAAACUCCCAUUUUUAAACAUGCCGAACUGGAUGGUUAAGAAGGCGACUUCCCACUUUGUUUUCUGGUGCGUUACAUGCUAUGAUAUUUGUAUACGUAUGAAGUCUUGUGGAGAGAGACAUAAAGGAUGUCGUUUUGCCUUGAUUGGUUGUUUUGCAAGUUCAUUUGGGUGUAAUGCACAAUUUAGGGAUUUUUUUCAGUUUGAUGAAAAUUGUUUUUUGCCAAAGGAAUCAUGUUCUGUGGGUUUUGAGCUGCGUUGGCCACGCAUUGAUUUUUGUUGUUCUGUCUCUAACAUUUGUUCUGUACGUCCAGAAAAUAAUUUAUGUGACUUGGGUCAUUAGUGAAACAGUCAUUUCCAGAAAUGCCAAAUGGACAU